Phytomonas sp. EM1 is the source of this 2004-nucleotide messenger RNA. The record is from the annotation of a GenBank genome assembly. NCBI's taxonomy places the organism in Eukaryota, Euglenozoa, Kinetoplastea, Trypanosomatida, Trypanosomatidae.
AUGACUUCCUCUUCUUUUGAGUUUGUACAGGGCAAUGAACGAUUAGACUGGGGUGUGCUUGUGGCUAUCGACUUGCAACGCCUCACAAAGGACACCAACGUUGACACGCUUCAGCGCAUAGUAGAAAAUUUAGCGUUUUCGCACAUAUCCCGAGACGAAGCCGCAAUGUUUUCGCCGGAUCACAUUCUGCACCUCUUCAAGCUCAUGCAGGUCGUCAUACAAUACUUAGUCUUUUCACAGGAAUGCCUAGCCAAGCUGAAUGGACGAUUAAACGACCACGUCGGGGAGCUGCGCGGCGCUGUGGAUCUCCUGGAACAGUCGAAAGCCAGGCUGCUUGAUGAGCGAGAGGUGCUUAAGAAGGAGGUGAAGGCGCAGCGGCGGACGCUGCUCGCCUACGAGUACACCGCCGCCGCCACGUCGAGGGGGAGGGACCACCUCGACGCACGCCGGACGUCCGCCACGCCCCCUGGUGCCGCCCCAGCAAAGUCCUUCGUCUGCCCCACCUGCGGCGCGGCCUACCACAAGGCUGAGUCGCUCCAGUCCCACGUGCGAAAGCGUCACGGCGCGGGGUUUCCUCGGGAUGGGGCCGCCGCCCCCGCUGCAGGGGCGAUGCCCUCCUCGGCGGACGCCUCGCGCCAUGAGGCAGAGCUUCGGCAGAUGCAGGAUCGACUCGAACACUUGGAGCGGCAACUCGAGAAGGAGCGCGACGCCGCGUCUCAACAGCAGCGCGAUCAGAUGAUGCAACUUCUCAUCCAGCAGAUCAGCAACCUUAAAGACUCCACUAAUGAGCGCGCGAAGGACUCCCAGUCGCAGCCGCUACCACCACCACCACCACAGCCCCUCUCGGCCCUGCCAGGCGCCGCGUCGCCCACACCUGCUGCGAUGGAGAUCACGGGACUGAGCCCGUCGCGGGCUCUUCCCGUAACGCACGGUAACAUACUGCCGAGGUCAGCGGACUCCAUUUCCUCCAUCCCAGUUGUGCCGGAUCUCGCGGCCAUGACGGAAUACAACCUCUCCCGGCAGCGGCAGACUGAGCAUGCCACUCUGGUACGUCAAAUGCAUGAUCUUGAGAAGGAGCUUAGGGAUCUGAAGCAGGUAGCGCGCGAGGAGGUGGGGGUGAAGUCAAAGCCUGCUUCUAUUCUCAUGACGUCGUCACUCCCCUUUGAAGGUCAUAAAGCGGCCCCAGAAAAGCCUCCCCAGACCAUUCUGCAGACACCUGCCAGCAUCGUCCCUCUGAAACCUCCAGCCGUUCAACCCGACAUCGUCGGCACCAUCUCUAUGACGCCUCCCCCUGAGGCUCCCAAGAAGUCUCCAGCUUUGUUACCCAUUUCGACGCCACCACCCACUAAAAGCGCUGUUCAGGUACCGUACUCUACGAUUCCAGUUCAGCCCUCCGCGGCUUCGGCGGUACCAGCGCAACCUAGCAUCCCCACUCUCUCUACCAUCACAACCUCAAACCAGGACACUCCCUCCAUUCCGGGGUGGGUACAAGACUCCAAACAGCAAACCGCCACGGUGGAGACAGGUAAUAAAGCUCCAUGGCGCCCCAAGGAAUACUCGAUCAGCCUGAGCAGCUCCACUAGUACGGCAUCGACGGUGCAGCCAAACGAACCUCCUGAUGGCAGCAGCGGUCUCGACGCAACCCGGGUGCUAGGCCCCACAUCCCCCACGAACUACUCCUUUCUCAACAGCCUCUCCAGCAUCAAGCCUGCGGCGGCGAUGCCCGACAGCAAGGCUCUGAGUCCGACGCCCGCGUUGGUCCCGUUCACCCCGACGCCAUCCACAGCCACGUCAGCCCCUAUCCCCACCCCAACGGUGGUGCCGACGGCGACGGCUGCGACGCCUACGAUGCCAGGACAGCCCGCCUACGCUACGGCGCUGGUCCCGACCACCGGCGGGAUCGCAGCGACGUUCCAGAGCCCGACGCCGAACUCCAAUCACACGACUUUGAGAUUGCUGCGUCGUAGCCCUGAUUCGAGUGAUUCGGACGAUAGUAGUAGCUGA